AUGCUUGAAUCUGGAACUUUCAGUUCUGAUAUGGGAGGUAUACAAGCCAUUAACAAGGACAAGAAGCUUUUCUUGGUUUCAUUAUACUAUUUAAUCUGGGGUGAAGCUGCAAAUGUCCAUUUUCUUCCAGAAUGCAUUUGCUAUAGAUUCCACCAUAUGGCCAGGGAAUUCAAUGCCAUUUUGGAUCAUGGACAAGCUAGCCCUGCACAGAUUUUUAUUUGUGAAGAUAAUUCAGUUUCCUUUUUUGCACAUGUCAUUCAACCAAUUUACAACACACUCUCUAAGGAAGCAGAACGAAACAAUAAUGGGAAAGCUGCCCAUUCGCAUGGCGGAAUUAUGAUGAUUUCAAUGAAUAUUUCUGAGUCGGUCUCGGAUGGUGAAGGAAAUCCAAUGCAGAAGCCAAACAAAAGGAAUGAUAUGGAAUCAGAUAGCAGCCAAAAGGAGAAGGAGGAUGAUGCACGACUGCAAGCAGAAGCCAAGGCAGCUGAAGAUGCUUGGAGGCGAGUGAAGGUGGAAGCUGCUGCAGAAGAAAAAUAG
Lactuca saligna is the source of this 537-nucleotide messenger RNA. The record is from the annotation of a GenBank genome assembly. Lineage: Eukaryota; Viridiplantae; Streptophyta; Magnoliopsida; Asterales; Asteraceae.